AAUAAACAUCCCACUGCCAAGACUUUUAACAAUUCGUGCCAUCUGAAGGUGCUACCGAAACGCACACGACAAAGCCUCACAUCAUAACCACAACCUCCCUUUCUGCAACCGUUCACGAACUCGAGGUCGAUAGAUCAUUUUGCUAACUAAUCCAGUCCUCAUUUUGUUAGGUAUUCUGUCUCUGCGUAGGCCGCCGCCGUCGCUGCUGCCCCACGCUGUGUCUGUCCGAGUCACCGCCCAAAACGCUCCCAAAUGCUGCAUUGUCCCUGCCCAAUGAUCCGGUAGCAUAAUUCGCACGCUGAAUCGCUCUCUUGCUCAUGAGGUCUUGAAAAUCCUCAGGAUUAAGACAUAUCUAUCUCUACACAACUUGCGUUCUCUUCCGUGACGGUGGUGGAGAUGGAGGCCCAGGUGGAGAAUGCCAUCGAAAUUGCCUCGAGUCCCACAUCCACUCAGGAUCUUCGUGGCCAGGCUAUAGAAUAUCUAAACUCGCUGCGAACGGAUCCCUCUGCCUGGCAAGCCUGCCUAUCACUCGUCGCUCGAGACCCGCGACCGCCUGAUAUCGUUCGACACUUUUCGCUCGAUCUCGUAAACAAUGCUGUACAACAGCAGCAGCUGGAUUCGCAGAGUCUGGGGUAUGUUAAGGACACGCUCUUAAACUAUAUCCGCCAGGCAUAUGCGGCCGGAAGCAGCUCGGUCGACUCCACACAUAUGCAAAACAAGAUCAUGCAGACCAUGACCUACCUCUUUGCCGCUCUAUACUCUUCUACCUGGCAAUCUUUCUUCGACGACUUCCGCGCAAUUGCCGCCGAUCAGGGAUCCAUAGGAACCUCCAACACUGCUGGGACGAUACUAUAUCUUCGGGUCCUGGGUCAGGUGCACGACGAAAUCGCUGACCAGCUGGUGGUGAGAUCUGAGGAAGAGAAGAGGCGUAAUGUCGAGCUAAAAGACCUCAUUCGUGUUCGGGAUGCACAGAAGAUUUCAUUAUCUUGGCAAGAGAUACUCGCCAAAUGGAGGGAGUCGGACCUUCAAUUGAUAGAAAUGUGCCUGAAGAACAUUGGGCGCUGGGUCAGUUGGAUUGACAUCUCUUUGGUGGUCAACGAGGCUAUGAUCAGUACUUUCCUGGAGAUGGCUGGACAACAAGGCAUCGAGGAUCCAGAUAGCCCGCAAGGCAAAGUUCGAGAUGCGGCAAUCGAUACGUUUUCGGAGAUUGUUAGCAAGAAGAUGAACCCUGCGGAGAAGAUUGAACUGAUCAUCUUCCUCAACCUCCCCAACAUCGUGGGACAAUUGAUUGGUAGUCCGGCACUGCUCGAUCAAGGCAGUUCGUCUUACGACAAUGAUCUUGCCGAAACAGUGGGAAAAUUGGUCAAUAACAUUGUCUUCGACAUCGUCAAGGUUUUGGAGAAUGAUUCGACCAACGAACAGACCAAACAACGUGCGGAUGAACUCAUACAGGUGUUCACGCCCUAUCUUUUGCGAUUCUUUGCCGACCAAUAUGACGAAGUAUGUUCGACAGUGAUUCCGUCACUCACCGAUCUCCUCACUUUCUUCCGGAAGCUUCAAAAGAAGACAGGGACACUUCCGAACCAAUACGCCGUCAUUCUACCCGCUGUGUUAGAUGCCAUCAUCGGCAAAAUGAAGUACGACGAAACGGCAUCUUGGGGCGAAGACGACGAUCAAGAAGGCGAGGCAGAGUUUCAAGAAUUGCGCAAACGGCUCCAUGUGCUUCAGCAAACUGUGGCGGCGAUCGAUGAGUCGUUCUACAUCGAAACCUUGAGCCGUGUGGUGGGAGACACCUUCGCGCGCCUUUCAGCAAACGACCAAUCAUUGACCUGGCGCGAUCUUGACCUUGCAUUAUACGAGAUGUACUUAUUUGGAGAGUUGGCUAUACGUAACUCGGGACUAUAUGCCAAGCGGGAACCUUCCUCUGUAGCAGCUGAGCGCCUUGUGGGCAUGAUGUCUGGCAUGGUUGAAUCGGAUCUCGCAAACUAUCCGCAUCCUGCUAUCCAGCUACAGUAUAUGGAAAUAUGCGUUCGCUACACUCAAUUCUUCGAACAAAACGCACACUUAAUCCCGAAAGUUCUCGAGAAUUUCGUGCGCCUAACUCACCAUAACCACAUAAAGGUCCGCUCAAGAUCGUGGUAUCUUUUCCAACGAUUCGUCAAGCCGCUUCGGGCCCAGUUGGGCAAUGUAUCUCACGACAUUAUUCAAGCUGUGGGUGACCUGCUCACAAUCAAAGCGGAGCUACCGAAUGAGUCCGAGAACGACAUGUCAUCGGAUGAAGAGGACCAAUCUGCCGAUGCGCUGUUCAACUCGCAGCUCUACCUGUUCGAGGCGGUUGGUUGCAUUGCAUCUUCUCCUACAGUGCCAGUGGAGAGCAAGAAGCUAUACGCCCAAACUAUUAUGGGCCCUCUGUUCAGUGACAUGGAAGCAACACUUGGCCAAGCAAGAAACGGAGACGAGCGGGCAAUUCUGCAGAUACAUCACAACAUCAUGGCUCUCGGAACUCUAGCUCGUGGAUAUGGAGAUUGGAAUCCCUCUUCAAACGCUCAGGCUCCUAGCGAAGUCUCUGAUGAGUUCUACAAAGCAUCUGAAGCGAUCCUGGUUGCACUAGACUCCCUGAGCUCAUCAAUGCAAAUCCGCGGUGCUUCGCGCUUUGCGUUCUCCCGCAUGCUAGCCGUACUUGGCUCCCGUUCGUUGCAACGACUUCCAUCCUGGAUCGAGGGACUUUUGUCUCAAAACUCAACCGCCGACGAGACCAACACAUUCCUGAAGGUUCUCGGUCAACUCAUUUUCACUUUCAAGACCGAGAUCGCUGGUGUUCUAGAUAACCUUCUGACUCCAUUGUUACAGCGAGUAUUCAACGCGCUCAGCGUCACUCCUGCUGGAACUGAUGACGAAAUUCAGCUUGCAGAGUUGCGCCGCGAAUAUCUCAACUUCCUCAUGUCGAUUCUCAGCAACGGGCUCGGUACGGUCAUCGUCAGCAGUACCAACCAGCCCAUGUUCGACACCAUCAUCACUUCACUCGACACCUUCGCUCGGGACACGAAGGAUUACCCAACAGCCAGACUGUCUAUCAGUGUCAUCGUUCGCAUGCUUGCCGUCUGGGGAGGGCCCGACAAGAUUGGUCCCAGCGCAAAUGCAACACCCACCUCGCCAACCAACACAUCCGCAGACGCGAUUCCAGGAUUUGACAACUUCGCCGUGGAGCGCUUCUCCCCCAUCCUCUGGUCAGUCCCUGGCGCACCUGGCUUCAACGUGAAGGACGCCCAAGCAAGGCAAGUCCUCCAGGAGCUCGCUGGCCUGCAAGCAGAAAUCAUCAAGAAGGUCGGCGAUCCGUACGUGGAGCGCCUCCGAUCCGAGCUACAGGGCAUGGGCUCCGACGAACAGUUCAUCGAGCAGUACCUGCGGACCCUGGCUGGUGCAUUCGAGGGCCAGAAGAAGGAGAGGGAAUGGAAGGUUUUCUUCGUGCAAUUUGUCGAGCGUCUACUCGGUGGCCGUUGAACGACUUUUCCGGACUAACGAACCGAAAAAGAACCAUUCGUUUCCUCUUAUUUUCCCUUUUCUCCAUUCACACGACUCUUCAAAUGAAAAAGGCUAUAUAUAUAUCCGGCGGCGGUAGGGGGCUGCGUCCAAGGUUUUAGCGACUUCAUCAUCUGGGAGAGAAACCAGACGAAAAAUAAAGGGUUCGCCCGCUUUUUUUCUGAGAGUAUUUGGGAUUCUUCUCUAUUUUCCCACAAGUCGAAAGUCAUCAUCUGCAUAUGGGCUCGCCCACUUUGAGAAGAAGAGGGGCCUUUUGUUUUGCUGUAGAUCUUGUUUGUUUGCGCCAUCACCCAAACACUCAUACCAAGUACGAUUAAAUACCAAUAAAUGAAUUUUUC
Molecule: messenger RNA, 3878 nt
Organism: Aaosphaeria arxii CBS 175.79
Lineage: Eukaryota; Fungi; Ascomycota; Dothideomycetes; Pleosporales
Product: Exportin-T
Exons: 3
Coding region: 397-3501 (1034 amino acids)
Biological process (GO): tRNA re-export from nucleus
Cellular component (GO): nuclear matrix; nuclear pore; cytoplasm
Molecular function (GO): tRNA binding; small GTPase binding
Source: RefSeq, a predicted model, not a curated record